Messenger RNA from Gloeophyllum trabeum ATCC 11539, 4056 nucleotides. RefSeq lists its product as uncharacterized. The record is from RefSeq and is a predicted model, not a curated record. Gene Ontology annotation, biological process: vacuolar acidification. Gene Ontology annotation, molecular function: protein binding. The transcript has 19 exons. The coding region runs from base 1 to 4056 and encodes 1351 amino acids. NCBI's taxonomy places the organism in Eukaryota, Fungi, Basidiomycota, Agaricomycetes, Gloeophyllales, Gloeophyllaceae. Gene Ontology annotation, cellular component: RAVE complex.
AUGCUGGAGCUCCUGCAAGCGUACACAGGAUGUCCUGUGACAGGCCUCCAGCACUUGGUCCUGCCCUCCCAGACCCUCCUGCUUUAUCCUCUAGGAGAUUCGUUGGUGCUGCUGGACGCACGUACACUUCACCUUGUCCGCGCACUGGCGUUCUGGGAAGCGUUUCCUAGGACAUUGCAUACCAAGGAGAGCAUAAGAUGUGUCUCGGUGGAUGGCAGCAUGAAACUGGUCAUUGCGGCCAUGGGCUCGCGAAUAGCUGCCUGGUCCAUGUCAGGCGUCCAGAGUGGUGUCUGGCGCGUUCACUCUACCCUGAUACUACCAGAAGACCAAGAGGUAACGGCAUUGGACUGUAAAUCUGGUAUACCGCAUUCUACUUGUCUCAGAGAGUUUCUCUCAUUUGACUCAGGGCUUCUUGCCAUUGGUAGUACAUCAAACCUGUCCGUCUAUACUCUAGUUCUAGAAAAUGAUCUACCAACCUGGUCUCACAAAUGGAGGGUCACCUUUUCAACGCCCGCGCGUGUGCGGUUCUCGCCAUCUCUGAUGUACUUUGCCACGACGUCCUUGUAUGACAACACUGUUCGUGUGUACCUAACAACAUCAGGCCGUCAGACCCAAGGAAUCCCCCAUCCCCGAGCGGUCACCAAUGUUCAGUGGCGAGAUGCGCCUCAAGCAUCUAGCAGCGCAAGGGAUGACUUAAUUCUGUACACCGUCACCGUCGACUCCGUCUUGAGGAUCUUCCUGCCCGUCAUUGACGCACCCCAGCAUUUACAGUUGCAUGCCACGAUCGAUUUGUUCUCUUCGUUACCCUUCUCACUGGCUUCCCAAUCGGACCCGAACCUGACAGCGUCCAGCAUAUUCUGGCUUGAUCGAACAGUAGUCGGUGAUGCGCUGAACGAUAUUCUGAAGAACACUGGUAAAGAUGAAGAAGGCCGAUUCAGGCGGCUGAAGGACAUCAAGGAUGAGGGAUGGGAUCUCUUCCUUCGAGUGCUUGGUGACGGUUCUCUGGUCGUAUCAGGCGUUGCAAAUGUAGAUAGACGCCCUCCAACUCUCCUUAAACAGUUCACUCUUAUCCAAUCCUCUCCCGGGUGCUUACCACGUGCACCGCAACAUAUCUACCUCGUACGAGAUCCUGGACGAACCUCGCUUACCCUGGUGACUGCCCCUCCACUUGCGACUUAUCAGCUAUCGUUACCAGAGUUUUUCGAGGCAAAGGCCGAAGGGCUUACGAAUGUCCAACAAGGUCCUGAGAGCUUCGAAGGCGAAUCAGCAAGAGUUAUCCGGUUUAUUAGAACGCCGGAAGGCAGAGGUCUGGCCGUGCUCCGAGACGGUAACGUCGGACAAACAUUCCGACUCAAAGGACGAGGUUCUGCGAUAUUAAAGCAGGCCGCCUGGCACGCCGCAGAUCAUGCUGUAGUGCUAGCCUACGGGAAAAUGUACGCCACCUAUACCUGUGCGGAGCAAAUGUUGACCCUGCAUUCUCAACCGCCUGUUCACCUCUCACUGCCGCCAGUCACAUCGAUGUUCGUGAUACCGUCUAGUGCCCACCAGUCCUCCAUAGUCGCCAUCGCGUCGGAUCACUCCGUCUUCCAUAUCCAUAUCUCAUACUCCCCCCAACCGUCGCUAGUCAUGCAUUCUCAUACAUCUUUGCCCCUUGCGUCUCCUCCGAUGAUAAUUCUGCCUGUCGAUCCCAUGGCGUGGAGUCUUCCGUACAUGGCUACCGGACAAUCCAUCCAUGAUGUGCUCCUCAGCAUAUCUGAAACUGGUGAACUAGCGUUCUGGUCCUUUGACGAACGUGAAGAGUCGGAUACGGGGUGGAGAUGUACCGGGACGGUUAGAACAGGGAGGAAGAACAUUAGAAUGGCUCGCUGUAGCUCGGCGAAAAAAUCAGCUUUAGGACCAGACGGAGAAGAGUUGACCAUCUGGGAUUCCAAGGAAUCCGAGUUUGCUUCAGGUUUAGAAUAUCGACAGGUGCUGCGGAUUGCCGAGCCGGUCAACGAUUUGGAUUGGUCGUCCACACCAGAUAGCCAAUCUAUUCUUGCGGUCGGGUUCAGCCAUAGAGUAGAAUUGCUCUGCCAGCAAAGAAUGUCAUACUUCGAUGAUAACCCGAGGUGGGAUUUAUGCUGGAGAAUAGACCUAUCAGAAAUGAUACCUCAUGGAAUCAGCGAUUCGAUUUGGUUAGCGAACGGAUCGCUGCUGGUGGGCGCAGGCCAUCAUAUGUUAUUAUAUGGGCAACCGCAACUUGAUCGAAGAGAAGACGUAUCAGAGAGUCUCUUCGAAUAUGUAGCUCGGCUCAACGGUCCUUUAGUUGAGUAUCAUCCCCAGAUGCUCCUCCAAUGUCUGCUGUGGGGAAAGCUAGAGCUUGUGAAAGAGAUCAUCGUUAAUCUGGCUAAGCACCUCAGGGAGGAACGCGACGGAGCCCCGGACUACCGCGACUACAGGAGCCUUCCGCUCGAGUUGUUUCUGCAUGACGAUCGUUGGGAAGACAAAGUGCGGCACUCAAAGAGCUCCGCAUAUUCGUCGCUGUUUGAUAUAUCCAGCUCCACGAAAGAGCCUCAAGAGUCGGACUUUGAUCGGCAGCUAGUGAAGCAGCUUAUAGAAGACCUAGAGACUUAUCCACCCCCACAUUUUACCCCCAAUGAACAGGCACAUCUCUCGGUGAUGAUAGAAACUACUCUCGAGGUAGAAGAGCAACGGCGCGCGUUAGAUGCCAAUGGUCUUCGCUAUCUUGCCAUGAUGCGUUCUUUCCAGAUCCUGAACCGACGUGCGUCGGAGCCAAGCAGUCCUCAGUCCAACGGAGUGAUACCAAGGCAAACUGGUCGGCGGGAACGUCUCCGCUAUCGGGACAUGAUCUGGGCAUUCCAUAGCGAGAGUCAGGAACUCAUGUUAUCCGCCUCACUGUCUUCAUGUGGUGGCAAAAUGACGUGGAAUGAGGCUCGGUCUCUCGGGGUCUUCAUUUGGCUUACGUCCGCGGACACGAUGAGAUCUCAUAUGGAAGUGAUCGCCAGGAACCAGUAUCUAGCAGGAGACAACCGAGAUCCCACGGCUUGCUCCUUAUUUUAUUUUGCGUUGGGGAAGGUGAAGUUGGUUCAUGGCCUAUGGCGCACAGCUGCUUGGCAUCCCGAGCAGACUAUUAUGCUCAAGUUCCUGUCCAAUGACUUCACUCAGCCCAGAUGGCGCACGGCUGCUCUGAAGAAUGGCUAUGCAUUGCUAGCGAAGCAGCGCUAUGAGUAUGCCGCGGCGUUCUUCCUCCUAGGCGGCAGUUUGAAAGAUGCCGUGAAUAUCUGUAUCAGGCAGCUGCGCGAUUUCCAACUCGCCGUAGCUUUGGCUCGAGUGGUAGAGCAGGGAGACCGUGGCCCUGUCCUACGAGACGUACUUGAAAACACGGUUAUCCCUUUGGCCUUCAAGGAUGGUAACCGGUGGUUGGGUAGUUGGGCAUUCUGGUUACUGCAUAGACGGGACUUCGCUGUCAGAAUACUGGUGGCGCCUCUCAGGGAUACCGCUACAGCAUUCAAUAGUCAGAGCACUGAGGUCGGAGAGCCUCAUUACGACGAUCCGAGCCUGGCACUUCUGUUCUCGCAGCUAAAGCUAAAGACUUUACAAACUGCCAAGGGGACCAGCGAAAUCUCAGGCCAGAUGGAAUUCAACUUUGUCCUGCAAGUCGCGCGAGUAUUCUGCAGAUUAGGUUGUCACGUCCUGGCACUGAACCUACUGCAGACAUGGUCGUUCGCCCGACCUUCAACAGCAGUGCACGAAGAUAUGCCAGGUGAGAAGGUACUACCACCAAGUCCCACCGCGUCUCGCCGCUCCCUCUUCCCUCUGGAACCUGCAUUGCGAAGAACGUCAUCAAUCAUGAUCGACAUGGACAUCCCUUCUGCUGCACCGACUCGCUCAGCUUCUCCAGAGCGUAGGGGCGGCGCGACUCUACCCAUACCGGAGAAGGAAGAGAUGAAAGAAGAACCGGACUUCCUCGCUCGCAAAGCAGGCCUGGGAAACUUGAUGAAAUCAGCCAAGAAGGAUGUCAAAGUACCAGAGUUCGAUAUGAACGCCUUUUUUUGA